Messenger RNA from Stylophora pistillata, 1947 nucleotides. RefSeq lists its product as uncharacterized. Gene Ontology annotation, cellular component: membrane. Gene Ontology annotation, molecular function: taste receptor activity. The record is from RefSeq and is a predicted model, not a curated record. NCBI's taxonomy places the organism in Eukaryota, Metazoa, Cnidaria, Anthozoa, Scleractinia, Pocilloporidae. Gene Ontology annotation, biological process: sensory perception of chemical stimulus; detection of chemical stimulus involved in sensory perception of taste.
AUGCCAUCUGCUUCUACCUUCAAAGAGAGGUUUGUCAAAAACACUUCAAUAUUCCGUUUUAUCUCCUCGACCAGGAUACUCCAGGGAAUGACCAUGUCCCACUUGCAUGAAACCAAUUUUCAAGUGCAAGUGUUUUCCGAAGAUGGUGCAGAAGUAAUUUCGAACGUCGCUUGGGAAAACGGAACCGGGUUUAAAAAAUCCAGUGAAGAAGACCACGAGAACAACAAUCAAGAGCAACGCCGCAGAGAGUUGUCUCCCAUCUUUCUCCCAGUUUUAAGGUUCAUGAAAAUAGGCGGGCAGUGCUAUGGAGACCUUUCGCUCAAUGAAUCAGUGCUUCAUAGAUGCAUCUUUUCUCGUGUUUACUGUGCAGCGGUGGUGCUGGGGCAAUGGUUUGUAGCUAUGCAGGCUGUCACGAGUCUUUUCUGUGAAGGGUUUGCACAUCUGACCACAUUUUACUUCUUGUUGAUCUUGAGCAUUUGGUAUGUGCAAUCCGCAGUGGUAACAACAACAUGUCUAUUCAUUUUUCCCAAAAAGCCGAGAAGACCAUCUCGCUUUAGGAAAUUUGUCAAUAACUUGCUAGCGCAAUCAUCAAGCUUAAGAAUAUCAAAGAGGUCUAGAUUAGGUUUCCUAUUGGUUUUUGCAUGUGUCUUUUGUGCCUGUAAUGCUGUAUGCCUUGGUUUUGUUGACCUAUAUGCACGUAGUUCGGUGACCCGUUCUUGUCCCUGGAACGGAGUAUUUGUAUAUCGUAUAAUCCACUAUAUUUAUUGGGCCUUCAACGCCUUUUCGUGGGUUUUCCCAUUCUUGUUGUUUUAUGUCGCAUGUGAGAUUUUGGUCAACCUGUUUGCCACUUUAGAAAAGAAAAUUUCCGCAGAAUGCCAAAAUGAAUUAAGUAUUGCGACUUUGAGAAAGGAACAUUUACGACUUUGUGAAACAGUCUCUCUGGCAGACAGAGUCUUCUCCCCAAUCCUUUUGACGACAGUUGCCAUGGAUAUUCCUUUGCUAUGCAUUAAUUUUCAUCAGGGGGUUAAAUCGCACUCUUUAACUAAAGAUGACAUCACAUUUGUGAUAAGUGUUCUGUAUUGGUGGAUUGGCACAGCGACAAAGUUGACUUUAAUUAUGGUUUGUGGCGUUAGAGUUAACCAGAAGAUUCAUGGCUUUUACAACACUUUGCAAUUUUCCAACGUCUCGGAACCCAACGAACAUUUCGAGCUGCUGCAUUUUCUGAUGCACCUUCGUGGGGACUCAAUUGGAAUGUCCAUAGGGGGUUUGGCAGUGAUAUCAAAGUCUCUCGCACUAUCGCUUGUGGGUGUAAUCAUCUCAUAUAUUGCCGUGUUAGUUACUCUGCCAAGUUGAAAUGAUGGGCCAAGGAAAAUAAAUAGCGCAAGAAGUACAGAAGAAUUGUAGUUUCUCAGAGUAUUGAGGAUAAUUCUAAUAAUUAUUUUAUUAAUUAUUACGUAAUUAUGAAACCAAGCUUCACUAGUUGUUUUAAUUUGUUGUCGCUAUCAAUAGUUGCAAAAUCGAGAAUCGCGCAAGGAGCCAGAUAACGACGCCUUCUUUUCUUAUAGACGAAGGGAGAAAAUCUACGGAAUACAAAGUUAUGAAGGAAAGUAAGACAAGUACAGAAACGAUUCAGAGCGAUAAUUGAAACGAAAGUGGAAGAAAAUGGUUAAAACAGAGAUAAACUCGUGUCAUACCAAAAACAAAACUGAAGCAGUAUCACAUAUCGCGAUUAAAACUAACCAAAACUAAUGAAAACUAACCAAAAAAGUAAAAGUAUCUAUACAGAAUAGAUUGACAAAACUGGCAUGGUGAUUUAAGAGCCAGCAUAAACUGUAAAUAAAUGUGAUCUAAACCUACAUAUGCUGCUCUGUUGGGAAGAACUGAAAGAUUGCUCGAAGACGAGGGUAGUCAUGAGCCAUUUGACCUUUAACUACAGACCUACACUUU